Messenger RNA from Contarinia nasturtii (swede midge), 2385 nucleotides. It is a transcript of the gene Gbs-70E, whose product is annotated as protein phosphatase 1 regulatory subunit 3B. The transcript is spliced from 8 exons. The coding region runs from base 662 to 1729 and encodes 355 amino acids. Gene Ontology annotation, cellular component: protein phosphatase type 1 complex. Lineage: Eukaryota; Metazoa; Arthropoda; Insecta; Diptera; Cecidomyiidae. Gene Ontology annotation, molecular function: glycogen binding; protein phosphatase 1 binding. The record is from RefSeq and is a predicted model, not a curated record. Gene Ontology annotation, biological process: regulation of glycogen biosynthetic process.
UGAUGAGACGCACACAUACAACUCUUUUUUUUUUGAUUCUCACUUCUGAACUACUCUAAAUUAUACUUUCAAUUGAAUAUUUUUAUUUCGUUUGUUUUAAAUCUUUUUUUUGUCAACCUAUAAGUUUAAGUUAGUCACAUUCGGUUUUAAUUGUAAAUCACUUUUUUUUUCGUUGUUGUUAUUUUAAUCUCUUUCUUCGUUGCUCUCUCUCUCUCGCUUGCCGGUUUGUGAGAGUGGUUUUCUGUCGUACGAUGAGAAACGUCACAUUUUCGGACGACUAGAGAAUUGGUUGAUUGUGCGUGGUGCUCUUUUUUGUGAUUGUUUUCGCUCUUUGUUCAAAACAAUUUAGUGAAAACAUUUUAAUCGUGGAAAACUGUUCGGUGUAAAUCAUUUUUAGUUAAAAAAAAGACACACGGACAAAAGAAAUUAUCAGAGACAUAUAUUUUAAAGACAAAUAAAUGAAAGACAGUUUUUAAUCAAUCACCAUACAAUCGGAGACAUUUGUCAUCCAGUGAACAGCGUGUCGUGCUCUCGUUCAGUAAGGAAUAACGACUUGUAGCAAUUUUAUAGCUGCAUGUACACGCAAACAGUUUGUAUGCCGAAUUGAAGUGUAACAGACGAUUUUCACGCAGGCGAAAAGGAAUUUAAACCAGAUUUUUAAAUGCCAUCAACAACAAUCACUGGCAUGGCCCAUUACGAGAUGCUUGUUUCUCACAGUCCACCAGUUUUCAGUCACAGUCCACCCGCUUCAUUUUUAUCCGACUACGGACCAAAUGUUAACAUAUAUUUUGAUCCGUCAAGGUCGCUAUGCCGUUCACAAAGUUUAACACCGAUUCAAAGCCGACAAAAAUUCCAUCAAUUGACUAGUAAAAUGCCAACGGUACCAAAGCGACCAUGUUUAGUGGUGAAGAGUGAACACUUGCAAAACAACACAACAGAGAAUAAAAUUACAUCAAAUGAUCAAAAAGCAAAGAAGCGAGUGGUGUUUGCCGAUGAUAAGGGAAAAUCACUAACAGAGAUCCGUGUAAUGUCCGAACCAUCAAAUGUGCCGCCACUUUGGAGCAUUGAAUUUUUGUCGCACGUCACACAAGGAUUAAUAGCACCAGACGUCACAGAAGAAUGGUCAAUUUCAUUCAAACAACCGGCUUCAGAUUAUUUGAAUUUUAGACAAAAAUUAGAUAGUAAAAAUGUGUCAUUGGAAAAUGUCAUAAUCAAGGAGACCGAAUCGAUGCUAGUGGGAACGGUAAAAGUGAAAAAUCUUAGCUUCCACAAAGAGGUAUUGGUUCGAUCCACAUGGGACAAUUGGAAAACACAACAAGACACCGUUUGCACAUAUACACCGAUUUGCGGUGGUGGCGGUUCAUAUGUUCUCUAUGACACAUUCUCGUUUAAACUCACAUUACCCCCAUCGUCAGUGGUGCUCGAAUUUUGCGUAUGUUUUCGUGUCGACGACAAAGAACAUUGGGACAACAAUGAGGGCAAAAAUUAUAAACUCAUCAAAAAACGCUCAUCGUUCAUUGCUAGUCAUUCGCCCGGCAUUCUAAUGCAUAUGGAGGAACAAAAGAUCGGCAUCAAUUUGUAUGGGGGCAUGAAGAACGGUACACCAACAUACACCAAUCCCAUUUCAAUUCCAAAUGCGAAAUAUAACGAUUUGACACAGUCAAAGAUGACUUCAUACUCAGAAUUUGCAUCGUGGAACCAUUUAGAUCAUGAAUGCCCGUAUUGGUGAAAAACAAAUUAAACGCAAAUCGGUUUUCGAUUUUUUUUUUGUUUUGUUUUUAAAGAAAACGAGCUAAAUUCAUAAUAUACCCACAUACAAAAUCAGCACAUCAAGCGCCGCAAAGUAAAAAAUAAAAAUAACGAUGUACUGAUCAAUAUCAACAACAUUCAACACAAAUACAACACAGAGAUUUGACAUCACCCGGGAAGAAAACACACACACACACACAUACACUCAUCAUGACAGUUUUUUUUCUGUAUCCAAUGCGUUCAUUUUUUGCGUACACACACAAUGAUUGAAUGGCUACAAUGACGCGUGGACGAUACAUCUUCAAGGAAGCAGAGACGGAACUCACGAAUCAACGGGCAAAUGGCUAGACCAUAGCAAUACAAAACGGCAAUUUAUCUAUAUAUGUGUAAUACCAAAGUUUGAAUGGCAAUUUGAUUUUUUUUUUAUUUAAAUAUUUAGAGAAAGAGGGAAAGAACACAAAAUUCGUACAAAAAUUGUAUAAUACAGAUCGCUGUUGAUUCUUUACUUGUUAAAAUCGAAUGCUAGUGCGCAUGAUAUUGAAUGUAUUUUCUGUGUGUGUGUGAAUCCGAAGAUGAAUUGACGGCCUAAGAAGAAAACAAUAAAAUACAGAAUAUUCUGCAAAAAGACGAAUACAA